AUGGAUGAAGGGAAAGACAUUGAGGGCGGUAAAGCCCACGCAGAUCAUGAUGAGCACCCAUCUCGUGAUUUUCGCCAACCAUCUUCUGCUUCGGCUGUCGUUUGGUACAAGCACCCAGGGCUGCGCAGACUAUAUGCUAUGAUGCCCAUUCUCUUCCUAGGAUCAACAAUCAAUGGCUACGAUGGGUCCUUACUCAAUGGCUUGCAAACAAUGCCCCCCUGGGAUGACUACUUCAACAACCCAACUGGCGCUAGACUGGGCCUCUUCACCGCAAUCCAGAAUAUAGGCGGCUUCUGUUCUCUUUUCUUUGCAUCUUAUGCCGCCGACUUGCUUGGACGUAAAGGAGGAGUCUUGCUCGGCCUGCUGGUUUUAUUCGUUGGAACUAUUAUCCAAGUUGUCCCUUCCGUCAACUCUGGAAUGUACAUUGCAGGAAGAUUUCUAGUCGGUUUGGGGUCAAACGUUGCUCAAGGAUCCGCACCCCUUUUAAUCACUGAGCUUGCUCACCCACAACACCGCGGCACACUGACGACAAUGUACAACACACUUUGGUAUUUGGGGUCUAUAAUCGCCGCUUGGACGGUUUUUGGAACUCUGAAAUAUAAUUCGGACGCAGCUUGGCGGAUACCUGUUGGGAUGCAAGCAGCCAUGCCAUUGAUCCAAUUCUUGGGAAUCUGGCUCCUGCCUGAAAGUCCUCGUUGGCUUUGUGCGAAGGAUCGAGGCGAUGAAGCGUUUCAAGUUUUGGUCAAGUACCAUGGAAACGGGGACGGAACUGAUCACUUCUGCGCAUGGGAGUUUCAUGAGAUACAAGAAACCAUUCGGCUGGAAAAAGAAAACUCGUCCAACGGUUGGAAAUUACUGGUUCAGACCAAAGGGAAUCGCAGACGACUGCUUUUGAUUGCCAUGGUGGCCUUUUUCUCCCAGUGCUCCGGAAAUGGUCUCGUAUCAUACUAUCUCCAUGAUAUCCUCAGCUCUGUCGGUAUAACCUCGUCAUACGAUCAAUCUAUCAUUAACGGGGGUCUUCAAAUUUGGUCUUUCCUUGUCGCAAUUGGCUUUUCAUCUUUCUUGGUGGACCGUUGGGGUAGAAGAACACUUUUCAUGGUCGCCGGUGUUGGCAUGUUAAUCAGCUUCAGUGUCUGGACUGGUUGCUCAGCAGUUUAUGCGCAAACGGGAAACUCUGCUGCCGGUAGCGCAGUCAUUGCAAUGAUCUUCCUCUUUUAUGGCGUAGCUGGGUUUGCAUGGCCCGGUCUGACAGUUUCCUAUUGCGCAGAAAUUCUGCCAUACAAUAUUCGAGCCAAAGGACUAGCGGUCAAUCUCGCCUUGACAUCAGCCUCUUCAGUCUUCAACCAAUACGUGAAUCCGAUUGGCCUCGACCACUUGCAGUGGAGAUAUUAUUUUGUCUACAUUGCUAUCCUUGUCGUUGAGUGCUUCUCUAUCUGGUUUUUGUUUGUCGAAACCAAAGGACCGACACUGGAGGAGAUUGCAGAACUGUUUGACGGUGAAGAAGCAAACGUUGCCCAUAUCCAGGGGUCUUCAAAGACUGAAGACCGGUAA
This is a messenger RNA of Talaromyces rugulosus, 1551 nucleotides long. RefSeq lists its product as uncharacterized. NCBI's taxonomy places the organism in Eukaryota, Fungi, Ascomycota, Eurotiomycetes, Eurotiales, Trichocomaceae. Gene Ontology annotation, cellular component: membrane. Gene Ontology annotation, molecular function: carbohydrate:proton symporter activity. The transcript is spliced from 7 exons. Bases 1 to 1551 code for a protein of 516 amino acids. The record is from RefSeq and is a predicted model, not a curated record. Gene Ontology annotation, biological process: transmembrane transport; carbohydrate transport.